AAUCCCAGUGCCGGCCGCAGCGUCACGGUGGGAAUAAUCCGAAUGGGUACCACAAGGAAGAAGCAGAAUCCGAUUCUGCUGCUCGGAACACUACUACUUGCUCUGUUUUUGGCGGCGGCGGAUGCAGAGUACCUGCUGUACAAAGACUCGAGCAAGCCGGUCGAGGACCGAAUCAAGGACUUGGUGGGUCGGAUGACAUUGCCGGAGAAAAUCGGCCAGAUGGUUCAGAUUGAUCGCUCCGUCGCCUCGGCUGACGUCAUGAAGAACUACUUCAUCGGGAGUAUACUGAGCGGAGGAGGAAGCGUCCCUGGUCAGAAAGCUUCGCCGGAGACGUGGAUCAACAUGGUCAACGAGUUCCAAACCGGCGCUAUGUCGACCAGGCUUGCGAUUCCGAUGAUUUACGGGAUCGACGCCGUUCACGGUCACAACAAUGUGUACAACGCCACCAUUUUCCCUCACAAUAUCGGCCUCGGAGCUACCAGGGAGCCGCCGCUGGUGAAGAGGAUUGGAGCGGCGACGGCGCUUGAAAUGAGAGCCACCGGAAUUCCGUAUGCCUUUGCGCCCUGUAUCGCGGUAUGCAGAGAUCCGAGAUGGGGACGGUGCUACGAGAGUUACAGCGAGGAUCCUGACAUAGUGAAGGCGAUGACAGAGCUCAUCCCGGGGCUGCAAGGAGACAUUCCUGCCAAUUCUCCCAAGGGAGUUCCUUUUGUUGCUGGGAAGAAGAACGUGGCGGCCUGCGCCAAGCACUUUGUGGGUGACGGCGGGACGGUGAAAGGGAUCAACGAGAACAACACCAUCAUCGACUGGAACGGGCUGAGGAAGAUCCACAUGCCAGGAUAUUUCACCUCCAUAAUCAAAGGGGUCUCCACCGUCAUGAUCUCGUAUUCGAGCUGGAACGGCGUCAAGAUGCACGCCAACCAGCACAUGAUCACCGGCUACCUCAAGGGCACCCUCAACUUCAGGGGUUUUGUGAUCUCAGACUGGCAAGGAAUUGAUCGGAUUACCAGCCCGCCACACGCUAACUACACCUACUCCGUAGAGAAAGCAGUUGCUGCUGGAAUUGACAUGGUGAUGGUUCCACUAAACUACACAGAAUUUAUCGACGAUCUAACGCUACUCGUGAACAAAGGGGUCAUACCAAUGAGCCGAAUCGACGAUGCAGUAAGCAGGAUUCUGAGGGUUAAGUACGCAAUGGGUCUAUUUGAGAAUCCAAUGGCUGAUGAUAGCAUGGUCGACGAGCUAGGCAAGCAAGAGCACAGACAAUUGGCCAGAGAAGCUGCGAGGAAAUCACUGGUGCUGUUGAAGAAUGGGAAAGAUAGCAAGCAGCCAAUCCUUCCACUCCCCAAGAAGGCUUCCAAGAUACUGGUAGCCGGUUCCCAUGCGGACAAUCUUGGGUACCAGUGCGGUGGAUGGUCCAUCGAAUGGCAGGGAUUCACCGGCAACGAUCGCACCUCUGGAACCACAAUCCUUACAGCCAUAAAGGGCGCAGUCGAUCCAACCACACAAGUCAUGUUCCAAGAGAACCCAGCAGCAGACUACGUCAAGUCCAACAACUUCUCAUACGCCAUUGUCGUGGUAGGCGAACCUCCCUAUGCCGAAACAGCAGGCGACAGCCUCAACCUGACCAUACCCGAUCCCGGCCUGGCAACCAUCCAGAACGUCUGCGGAUCGGUGAAAUGCGUCGUCGUCUUGAUCUCUGGCCGUCCUGUCGUGAUGGAGCCUUACGUUGACUCCAUGGACGGCCUGAUUGCGGCUUGGCUCCCUGGAACUGAAGGUCAAGGUGUGACGGAUGCUUUGUUUGGGGAUUAUGGCUUCACUGGGAAGCUCCCCAGGACUUGGUUCAAGAGUGUCGACCAGCUGCCUAUGAAUGUUGGGGAUAAACAUUAUGACCCGCUGUUCCCCUUUGGGUUUGGGCUCACCACUGAAGCGGUAAAGGGGAAUUAUUAAGGUUUUUGGUGAUGAUGGGGUAUUUCUGAUUUUAUUUGGAACAAUUAUUGUCGAGUUUAGUUUUAAAUUCUGCUGAUUUUAUAUGCUGGUAAAAAAGAAAUUUUGUGUUUAUACAAAAGAGUACAGUGUUGGAGACAUAUAUAUAGAAGCUCUAAAACCAACUAUCAGUUUC
Messenger RNA from Linum tenue, 2119 nucleotides. The record is from the annotation of a GenBank genome assembly. NCBI's taxonomy places the organism in Eukaryota, Viridiplantae, Streptophyta, Magnoliopsida, Malpighiales, Linaceae.